UCUCUCCCUCUCUCUCUCUCUCUGUCAGUGUGAUCAAUUUCUUGACUUCCUUGUUUUGGAGUGGCUGAGCUGAAUACCAGAACACAGGAUAUGCCUCACACUGCUCUCAGUUUCACAGCAGCAGCAGCAGCAGCAGCAGCAGCAGCGGCGGCGGCAGCAGAGGCGGUGCUGGUCGUGGUGGUGCUGGUGGUGGUGGAGGUGGCGGCGGCAGCUGUGAGGACGACACACUCUGCAGUCAAGAUGAGUGCCGGGGAUGAGGUCUGCACCGGCUGGCUCAUUAAAUCCCCGCCGGAGAAGAAACUAAAGAGAUUUGCAUGGAGGAAACGCUGGUUUGUCCUCCGGAGAGGCCGCAUGAGCGGCAACCCAGACGUGCUGGAAUACUAUCAAAGCAAGAACUCCAAGAAGCCGAUCCGCACCAUCGACCUGAAGGAGUGCGAGGUGGAGAUGCUGAACGGGCAGCUCCGGAUAAAGCGCGACUUCCACGGGAAGCUCCUCUUCGUAGUGAAAACCUCGUCACGCAUCUUUUACCUGGUGGCCAAAACAGAGGAGGAGAUGAACGUCUGGAUCAGCAGCAUCAGUCAGAUCUGUCAGUUUGGGAAUCUGGAAGAUACAGCAGAGAGCUCAGACGACGGGUUCCCCCACACGCCUGUCUCCCUUCAGCCGUCACCCGACAGCUCCGACCGAGCGUCUGUGUCGAGUCAGCCCGAUGCGAGCCAUCCGCUGGACUACCUCUUCCUCUCGCAGUGCGAGACGGGGAGCGUGAGCACCAUUAGACACGACAGCUUCUCAAACUCGGAGAUCUCUCUGGAGCAGAGGUCAUCAGACGACGCAGUCAAGGACAUCUGUGUUGAUUCCUCCUCAUCCUCCAUUUCCCAUGCGAAUGUCAGUCCCUCUCAGUUCCGCCAUGGGAGGCUGGCCCACCCUCCCUUCAGCGCUCCGUGCAUCUCCAUAGCCCUGCCGUCAUCCUCGUCCUCUCCUCUCCGCCACUGCGCCACAAGUGUCUUCCAGUUCGACAAACUGUACUCGUCGGCGCCGUUCGAGGUGUCGGCCGACGGACAGACGCCUCCUCCGCUGCCACCCAAACCGAAUCACCUGUCAGACUCACUGAGUGACGAGGGAGCUCACAGGCCCAGGGCAAUGUCCGCAAGGCAUUUCGCCAGCAACACCGCACUAUUUCCACGGAGGACCUCUAUGUCGAGCCUGGACCAUUUCAGGAUCGGGGAUGCCAGCAGCAGAUUGGUGAGGAACAGGAGGCAGAGUGUUAAUCUGCCUUGUUUAAAUACCACACAAGUUCAAAGCUACAAGGAUGACUCAUACGUCCCCAUGGCUUCCCCUUCACCCUCCGUUACAACCGUUGAAUGUGACGGCUACAUCCCCAUGAGCCCUGCGAAAUUCAGCUUCCUUGGUACGAACGCCUCUGCCGAGUCCUCCUCAUCUCUCGGCUCGCUGAUGUGUCAAACUGGAGAUGUCGAACCGCCGCCGAUUAACCGGCACCUCAAGCCGUGCUUGAGGAGAGCUCGACCUCCACCUCUUGACCUCAGUGGCCUUUCUACCAUCACAGAGUAUCCCACUCAUCUUCUUGUGAACAGAGCAUUGACCGAAUCAUGUUUUUCAAUGAACUGUUCACCUCCGGAGAGAAAACUGGAGAAUGGGGACAGUUCAAGAGAUGAAGCCACAAACUGCUCUGCAAUGGAAUCAAGGCAACUGCUUGGUCUCACCUUAGAUGGAGUCGUGCAGCCCUGGAUGAAGAGCUCAAACCUUGACUAUUUGUCACUGGAUUUCAAUUCUGCAUCCCCUUCACCUGUACAGAAGAAACCUUUUCUGUCUGAUGAGCACAGAGUGGAUUAUGUGAAGGUGGAUGAGAAGAAGACUCAGGCACUUCAGAACACCAGAAUGGAGUGGACAGACGUCCGGCAGUCCAAAACAUGAAUGGAAAGCACAGUAUUAAACAAAAAAAAAAGUCAGGAAUAUUUGGUUGUGAGAAGACCAACAAUAAAAUAAAAAAAGCAUUACAGAGGACCCAUAUGAAGAGGACCAAAAGAAGCACUUUUAGAAGCAGAACUGAAAUAAACUUGCAAGAAUUUUGAAGCAAUUUUAUGCUCGUUGCAUUAAGGAAACACAAAAUUGCACUGGUAUCACUAAGUUAAAUCUCUGUGGAACUGAACUGUAAAUACUGCCUUGAUCAUGCACUGUUCACUGUGGAUUUUCUGUAGCAUUCUACUGAAUUUUGAAAAGGCCAUCUCAUUGUUCCAUUGUACAAAAGAUGCUGUAAAUGUAUGUAUGAUACGAAUAAAGUUUCUACUAAAAACAUUUUAAAUAAUGCU
Molecule: messenger RNA, 2324 nt
Organism: Salarias fasciatus (jewelled blenny)
Lineage: Eukaryota; Metazoa; Chordata; Actinopteri; Blenniiformes; Blenniidae
Gene: gab3
Product: GRB2 associated binding protein 3
Exons: 10
Coding region: 91-1929 (612 amino acids)
Biological process (GO): signal transduction
Cellular component (GO): cytoplasm
Molecular function (GO): signaling adaptor activity
Source: RefSeq, a predicted model, not a curated record